AUGUCGGCCAGCACGAGCAACAGGCUGCGUGCGCUAGCGCUGUAUAAAGAGUUACACAGGCUCGGGAGGGAGUAUCCGGAUCCGAGUUAUGACUUCAAUGGACGAGUGAGGAGGAUGUUUGAGCGGAAUAGAGACCUUCACGAUCCAGAAGAGAUCGAGAAAGCUCUCAAGCUAGGAGAAUACAUAAAGAACGAAACCCUCGCUCUCUAUCAACUCAAGAAAUAUCGGCACCUGAAACGAGCUUACCCCUCCAAUCCUCCUUCCUCGUCCUCAUGA
This is a messenger RNA of Stereum hirsutum FP-91666 SS1, 276 nucleotides long. RefSeq lists its product as uncharacterized. Gene Ontology annotation, cellular component: mitochondrion. The coding region runs from base 1 to 276 and encodes 91 amino acids. The record is from RefSeq and is a predicted model, not a curated record. Lineage: Eukaryota; Fungi; Basidiomycota; Agaricomycetes; Russulales; Stereaceae. The transcript is spliced from 4 exons. Gene Ontology annotation, biological process: respiratory electron transport chain.